Messenger RNA from Ruditapes philippinarum (Manila clam), 658 nucleotides. RefSeq names its product gamma-aminobutyric acid receptor subunit beta-like. Gene Ontology annotation, biological process: monoatomic ion transport. The record is from RefSeq and is a predicted model, not a curated record. Gene Ontology annotation, molecular function: extracellular ligand-gated monoatomic ion channel activity. NCBI's taxonomy places the organism in Eukaryota, Metazoa, Mollusca, Bivalvia, Venerida, Veneridae. Bases 182 to 658 code for a protein of 158 amino acids. Gene Ontology annotation, cellular component: membrane. The transcript has 5 exons.
AGUAUUGCGAAACAGAAGCAAAAUCAAUGCACAUAGUUAUCUAAUACAGUAAGAAAAGAAAAUAAUGAGAAAUAUUUCACGGAAAUAAUAAAAUAUCAUACAUUAUAUAGGGUUUUAUUAGGAUUAUUAUUCAAUGGUAUUAAAAUUUUGAAUUAGCAACGAUCACCACAGAUAAAGUGAAAUGGGUUUGAAAAAAGUGAACGCCGUUAUUUUGGCAGUAUUUUUGAUGAGUCUUCAAACAGAUGUGUACAGUGAAGAACAAAUGUCAAGACAAACAUUGAUAGAGGACUUGCUCAACCCCUCACAUUACGACUCGAGUGUUCCACCAGGCAAGCCAACUAACGUGAAAAUUCAGCUUAUUAUAAAUGAUACAAUUAUGGAAAAUGAACAUGCUUCGGAAAUUUCGGGCCUUACUACAGUGAUUAUGCAUUGGAUUGACAGUCGUUUAGAUUACUCAGCAAAAGCGUCAUAUCCUUCUUUAAUAAUUCGUGGUUCAGCUAAAUUAAAACCAUGGGUCCCUGAUAUAUUUAUCUUGGAGAACCGCGAACCUUAUAUUACUGGCUUUGGUAGUACAAACGAGUUGAUUGUUUUUAACAGCUCCGGAAACGUAGUGUUCAAUCACAGGUUUACGACAAGAAUGUUGUUUGGAUGCAUUUGA